This is a messenger RNA of Lactuca virosa, 858 nucleotides long. NCBI's taxonomy places the organism in Eukaryota, Viridiplantae, Streptophyta, Magnoliopsida, Asterales, Asteraceae. The record is from the annotation of a GenBank genome assembly.
AUGGAUGCUGUGGCUGAAACAACAUCCUUCUUUAACACAGCACCCCUUCUGAAAGAUGCUGAUACCAUAACCAGAAAAUUAACCCAAUUUAUUGAUCAUAAUACUUCUUCUUUAUCAGGCAUUGUGGGGCCUAGAAGGGUUGUAUGUGUGACAUCUGGUGGGACCACUGUUCCUUUAGAGCAACGUUGUGUGCGUUACAUUGAUAACUUUAGCUCUGGGCAUAGAGGAGCAACUUCUACCGAGUACUUUUUGAAAUCUGGAUAUUCAGUCAUCUUUCUGUAUAGGAGGGGAACAUGCCAGCCAUUUUGUAGAUCGCUUCCAGAUGAUGCACUACUUGAAUGUUUCGAGCUUACUGAUGAUUCAUGCAUAAAAGUGCAGGAGUCACAGUCUGAAGUAGUUAAGAGGGCAAUUAAGGAACAUCACAAAGCUGUUUCAGGAGGCUUGUUGCUUAAACUGCCUUUCACAACCAUCUUUGAGUAUCUUCAGAUUUUAAGGUUGAUUGCAACAUCAAUGAAGAUAAUUGGAGCAAGUGGUAUGUUUUAUCUUGCGGCUGCUGUAUCCGACUUUUAUGUUCCAUGGGAGACCAUGGUAGUACAUAAAAUCCAGUCAGCAUCUGGUCCUCUGGAUAUGCGGCUGGCUCAAGUACCUAAGAUGCUUUCGGUUCUGCGAAACGAGUGGGCCCCAGAAGCAUUCUGUGUGUCAUUCAAGUUGGAGACAGACAAAGAGAUUCUUUUAGAGAAGGCGGAUACAGCUCUUAAAAGAUGUCGAAUCUCCUUUGAUAAAACUACUUGUGGACAAACAUUCGACUUUCAUCAAUACGUGAACAAUAAACCAGCUAGUGGACUAUGUUUCUCAUAG